AUGGUCGGCGCUACACGGCUGGGCCUCGCAGUCCUAGUCUGGCUUGGCCUUGCCAACCAGGGUCUGGCUUUAAGCAUCGAUCAAGCCACCGACGAUGUCGACCUGGUUGAGAGAGACGGCCUCGAGCCUCGAUUGUUGUUUGGAAGUCUCGAGAAGACCAAGGCCCAAAUGGUUCUAGCUGCCAAUGGCAAGCGUGAUUCAGAGGAGCUGGAUGAGCUUGACCUCGAAGGCCGCUCUAUCUUCCCGACUACCACAAAUAUGCCCCCAAGAAAGGACGAGGCCUCGAAGGCCGCCUUUAUCUUGCCGACUACCAUAAAUAUGCUCCCAAGAAGCAAGGGCGGAGCCUUAAAGCGCGCGGUAGCGCAGCAAAUUAGAUAG
Molecule: messenger RNA, 378 nt
Organism: Clonostachys solani
Lineage: Eukaryota; Fungi; Ascomycota; Sordariomycetes; Hypocreales; Bionectriaceae
Source: the annotation of a GenBank genome assembly